CUCAUAUUUGGGAUACUGGAGUCAGUGUGUUUCAACAUGCGCUUUGCUUGGAGCACUCUUGUGUCCAUCGUCGCUUGGAUGAUGCUGACUAUGCGCCUGGAAAUUGAGUGCAAGGAGAGCUGUUAUUAUGUGAUUUUAACCUACUCCAACUGGACAGACGAUCGUCCCCGCUUUGUAGUGAAUAUGACAUUUUCAAACCAAACUGGAAUUAGCUCCAUUACCACCAUCAAUGAAGAGAUCGCCUCGCCUGUCUCCCGUAUCCUAAUCGUUCAGCGCGCCGGCAAGGAGAAGUCCCGCACCAUCUACAACGCAUCCACCAGGUUGUGCGACUUGCAAAAUGUUUUCAACUCGGUGCCGCUCUUCAAGCCCGCCAAGGACAGCGUGCUCAAGCAGAGUAACUACACCAUGAGCUGCCCGCUCACCAAGGGCACCUACGCCAUGAACAACAUGCGCGUCAAUCCCAAGAAUCCGCUCCUCAGCUUGCUCUAUCAGCCAAAGCAUUCCUUCAUGGUAAAGGGAGGAUUAUACGAGGAACUCCCUCGUGGCCGCAUGAGACCGUUGUCUACUUAUUUUAUGACGGGCAAGGUUAUAAAAAGGUCUUGCGGUGCUAACGAAUGAACGAAAUAAAUCAGAACUCAGC
Drosophila subobscura is the source of this 640-nucleotide messenger RNA. RefSeq lists its product as uncharacterized. Bases 37 to 618 code for a protein of 193 amino acids. NCBI's taxonomy places the organism in Eukaryota, Metazoa, Arthropoda, Insecta, Diptera, Drosophilidae. The transcript is spliced from 2 exons. The record is from RefSeq and is a predicted model, not a curated record.